This is a messenger RNA of Syzygium oleosum, 1135 nucleotides long. RefSeq names its product protein C2-DOMAIN ABA-RELATED 11-like. The transcript is spliced from 4 exons. The coding region runs from base 467 to 970 and encodes 167 amino acids. NCBI's taxonomy places the organism in Eukaryota, Viridiplantae, Streptophyta, Magnoliopsida, Myrtales, Myrtaceae. The record is from RefSeq and is a predicted model, not a curated record.
AAGAUGAUGGUUGAUAAAAAACAAGAAAGAGGAGAGAGAAACAUGCAGGAACUGUUGAGCUAAGCAUCAUCAGGCAGAGCAUAGCAAUAGAGGCAAAUCUCUUAAUCCUAUUGCUUAGUUUGCACAACAUUUACCUUUCCCAAGGGGAGGGUGUUCAUGAGUUUGUCUGAUGCUUUCAUUACAAAACAACAAAAAGGGUUUUGUCUGAUGGGAUGCUUGCUCCUUAGUGCUCACCCCACGGUUCUGUUCCUUUUUGUUUCUGAAUUGUUCACGUCUUUUUGUUUUCUCUCUGUCUGCGUGUGCCUCUUUUCACUAUGAAAUAGACAUCUUUUAUUUUUCGGGUGUCAGUAUAUUAAAAGCAUGGAUAUGCUCUUUGGGUAGUUCCAGCGCUGUUUUCUUGACCCAAAAUUGUCCUGUUGAAGCUCUGCUUGUCUUCCUUCUUCGUCCACACCACAAGAAGCUGGAAAUGGGGGAACACUUGGGCCAGCUCAAGGUGACGGUGGUGCAAGGGAAAAGAUUGGUGAUCCGGGAUUUCAAGAGCAGUGACCCGUAUGUUGUUGUCAAAUUAGGCAGUCAGGUGGCAAAGACUAAGGUCAUAAACAGUUGCCUCAAUCCUGUUUGGAACGAAGAGCUAUGUUUCUCACUCACGGAACCUGUUGGUGUUUUAAAUUUGGAAGUGUUUGACAAAGACCGUUUCAAGUCCGAUGACAGAAUGGGACAUGCCCACUUCAGCCUCCAACCGUUAGUCUCCGCUGCUAGAUUGAGGAAGGUCCUAAAGGUUUCUUCUGGUGAGACAAUGCUAAGAAAGGUGGUACCCGACAGCGAGAACUGCCUUGUUGGAGAAAGCUCUAUUGCUUGCAUCGAUGGCGAGGUCGUACAAGAAGUUUGGUUGAGGCUUUGUGGGGUCGAGUCAGGGGAAAUUCAACUGAAGAUGAAACUGAUAGAAACUCCGGUUGCGGGCAAGAGAUAAGGCCUAGACUCUUAACUACCUAUGGAAGAUGUGAAAUUCAGUUCCCAUGUGUGUAAAUCCUGUAGGAAUCUCUCUAGUUUAUAAGCUUGCUUUUAGCUCAUAUUCGUUUGAUCGAGUGGAGGAGUUGCCCUCAACUUUAUAGUGAAGAAACACAGAGCCAACAUC